Rana temporaria (common frog) is the source of this 967-nucleotide messenger RNA. It is a transcript of the gene MYL3, whose product is annotated as myosin light chain 3. The transcript has 7 exons. The record is from RefSeq and is a predicted model, not a curated record. Gene Ontology annotation, cellular component: myosin II complex. Gene Ontology annotation, molecular function: calcium ion binding. The coding region runs from base 133 to 717 and encodes 194 amino acids. NCBI's taxonomy places the organism in Eukaryota, Metazoa, Chordata, Amphibia, Anura, Ranidae.
AGAGGGAGGAAUGCCACGGAAGGCAUUUAAGGGGCCGGGACCACAAAGGUCACUCUUGUCGAGAUCACGGCUCGGCUGCCACCCCCCGUCCUUUGCCACCUCGUUCUCUUCUCUACCUGCCCGCCUCUCACGAUGCCUCCUAGGAAGCCGGAACCGAAGAAAGAGGAGCCCAAACCCGAGCCCAAGCCUGCCCAGCCCGCCCCGCCCGCCCAGCCUGAACUUCCUACGGAACCAGCCUUCGACCCGACCUCGGUCACGAUUGAAUUCACAGCAGACCAGAUAGAAGAAUUCAAAGAAGCCUUUUCGCUCUUUGAUCGGACCCCUAAUUGCGAGAUGAAAAUCACCUAUGGACAAUGCGGGGACGUUCUGAGGUCGCUGGGGCAGAACCCGACCAACGCCGAAGUCUUGAAAGUCCUCGGGCGGCCAAAACCAGAAGAACUGCACACAAAACUGAUGGACUUUGACACCUUCCUGCCCAUGAUGCAGCACAUCUCCAGGUCUAAGGAGAAGGGAACGUACGAGGACUUUGUAGAAGGAUUGCGCGUCUUCGACAAAGAAGGCAACGGCACCGUCAUGGGCGCUGAGAUUCGGCACGUCCUGGCAACUUUAGGUGAAAAACUGACAGAAGAAGAAGUGGAUCGGCUUAUGUCCGGCCAGGAAGACGCCAAUGGCUUGAUUAACUACGAAGCCUUUGUGAAGCACAUCCUGGAUGGCUAAAUAGUUCUCCUGCAGUACUUCAUCACAAACUCAUUAAAUGAAAUGACAGCCUUCAUCUUCAGACUGGAUCUUUCAAUCAAAAAUCCUCCAAAAUGUGUAACGUUCCCAUCCCGGAGUGACAACUUCCUACCAAAAAGUCAAGAUUUUUCGACUCAAGCAGGACUGUGCGUUGCCCAUAUAUUUUUGUUAUACUUAACAACAUAGAACUUUGUACAAAGUGUAGCCAAUAAAGCUUUUCUGAUGGCCUUCA